This is a messenger RNA of Paraglomus occultum, 141 nucleotides long. The record is from the annotation of a GenBank genome assembly. Lineage: Eukaryota; Fungi; Glomeromycota; Glomeromycetes; Paraglomerales; Paraglomeraceae.
UUGGAAUCUGUGACCGUAUGGGAUAAUACAAAUUAUUGGAAAAAAGAACGCGGGAGUAUGAACGAAGAUGAAUUUUUAAAAUAUAAACGGGAAUAUGAAGCUCGUCUUGGUAUUCCUACAACUCCAUGCAAAAACGAGUGA